UGAGGCGCAAGAAGCGCCAGCUUCAGCCAAAGGACCUGUUCUUUUGAUGAACAGCAGCGAGGUAAACUAUCUUAUAUGGAGAUACCUCCAGGAAUCGGGAUUUGAACAUACAACAUUUACAUUUCAGCACGAAUCAAGUGCUCAUUUAGAGGAUAAUAGAUGGUCUAAAGAGGUAUCGGCAGGAGCGUUAAUUAAUGUAUUGCAGAAAGGGCUGCAAUAUAUGGAAGUAGAGGCGCAUGUUGAUAAGAAUGGGAGUAUAAGGAGAUGCAUGCUUCCAUUUUCUUUGAUUGGGCGUCAUUCGUGCGAAAAUGGUGAAACAGGCAUUUCAGAAGCUAUAGAGGCGGAAUUACAGGAAGAAAAGGAGAAACAAGUGCCAUUAGAUAUGGAGGGAGAUGAGAUUAAUGAGAUGGAACAAGGGAAAUCGUUAGAACAAGUUGAAUUUUCGGAAUCGAAAGAGCCAAAAGAGCCUAUAGAAUCUAAAGAAAUGAAUAUUUUUGAAGGAACGGGAGAAUCGGGGAUAGAACAGUUAAAAAAUUCAGAAACAUGUUUUUUUGGGGAGAAAUCUCAAUUAGAGUUGGAAGUAUCUAGUACAUCGCCUACCGAUACAUCAUGGUUAACAAAAAAAAUGGAAAAAGUUGUAUUAUUGUGUGGACAUCAAGAAAAUGUGUUUACAGGUGCAUGGAAUCCUGUAUAUUUAGAUUUUGUUGCAACAGCAUCAGCAGAUGCUACUGUUAGAAUUUGGAAUUUAUUGGAAAAAGAUAGUGUUAAUAGCCUUUUAGAUAAUCUUGUUUUAAAUUGCACACCUUUAAAUGAAAAAAAAGAUAUUACUUCUAUAUCAUGGGAUAAUUCUGGUAAUUAUAUAGCUGCUGGUUCAUAUGAUGGUCAAGUUCGUAUAUGGAGUUUGGAAGGGACAUUAAAAUAUUUAUUUACUGCGCAUCAUGGUCCUAUUAUGGGAAUAAAAUGGAAUAGUAAAAAUAAUUUAUUGCUUACUGCAAGUUGUGAUAGUUAUGUUAUUGCAUGGGAUAUGUUUAAUGGUACUUUAAAACAUGUUUAUGACAAAAGACCAUGUGCUAUAACGGAUAUUGAGUGGAUUAGUGAUGAAACAUUUGCAUCUAGUGGAAAAGAUGGAUCUUUGGACUUUUGGUCUGCUGAAAAAGCAGAGUUGUUAAGAAGAUGGGAAGGGCAUUCUAAAGAAAUUAAUAGCAUUAAGUUUAAUCCUCAUAAUAAUUUACUCCUUUCAUGCUCAGAUGAUUUCACCGUAAAAAUAUGGUCUUUAGAUAUAUCAUCGCCACAAAAAAUAUUUUUAGGGCAUUCUAAAAGUGUGGUUGAGGUUCAAUGGAAACCUCAACAAAAAACUGAUAAAGUUAUUAUAUUUGUAUCAUGUUCGUUAGAUGGGACAAUAAAAGUAUGGAAUACUAUUCAGUCUUCUCCUUUGCAUUCUUUAACUCAUGGUUGGGCUUUUUUUACGAUAUCAUUUAAUCCAAGUGGGGAUAUAUUAGCUGCUGGUACUAAAGAUGGUUCUGUUAUUUUAUACGAUAUAAAUGAAGGUUAUUUGUGUGGUAAAUAUGAUAAGUCAGUAGAUAAAAACUCGAAUAAGGGUUCUGUUAUUGAGCAUGUUUUUGAUAUUUCAUGGUCAAAAAAAGGUGAUAGAAUAAUCGUAUGUAGAGCUAAUUCUGUCGCAGAGGUUAUAUAUUACGACUAAAUGAUUGGUUUUUGUACAAUUAUAUAUAUGAUGUACAUAAUAAUUU
This is a messenger RNA of Pneumocystis carinii B80, 1748 nucleotides long. RefSeq lists its product as hypothetical. Gene Ontology annotation, molecular function: protein binding; transcription corepressor activity. Bases 47 to 1702 code for a protein of 551 amino acids. Gene Ontology annotation, cellular component: Set3 complex. The record is from RefSeq and is a predicted model, not a curated record. Gene Ontology annotation, biological process: regulation of transcription by RNA polymerase II. Lineage: Eukaryota; Fungi; Ascomycota; Pneumocystomycetes; Pneumocystales; Pneumocystaceae. The transcript is spliced from 7 exons.